Messenger RNA from Strongylocentrotus purpuratus (purple sea urchin), 1896 nucleotides. Its product is annotated as prolyl 4-hydroxylase subunit alpha-1. The record is from RefSeq and is a predicted model, not a curated record. Gene Ontology annotation, cellular component: endoplasmic reticulum. Gene Ontology annotation, molecular function: protein binding; L-ascorbic acid binding; iron ion binding. Bases 144 to 1766 code for a protein of 540 amino acids. Lineage: Eukaryota; Metazoa; Echinodermata; Echinoidea; Camarodonta; Strongylocentrotidae. The transcript is spliced from 14 exons. Gene Ontology annotation, biological process: peptidyl-proline hydroxylation to 4-hydroxy-L-proline.
UUGUACACGUGUACGAAAAUCAAAAGUAAGAGUUCUGACCGGGAGUUCUGACAACUCAGCUAGUUUUCAAGAGGAAGUUCACCAUCCCUUAGUAGCUGAAGUUAGAUUGUUUUAAAUUCAAGUUCACAAGAUAAAUCUUCAAGAUGCUGAAGAUUGUAGGAUCCAUCCUCCUGCUGAGCCUCGUCGGUCUUUUGACCGUCAGGUGCUCGGACCUCUACACUGCCAUGUCGGACCUGGAGGGCAUCUUUAAGACGGAGGGAAGGAUGAUCAAGGCCGUUGAGGAGUACCUUCGACAGGAGAGAGACAGACUUGAAAAGAUUGAGACCAAAUUGGCAAACCUGAGGCGUCUGAACCAGGAGGGGCAAGAAGACGUGGAUGCUUAUCUGAGCCACCCUUUCAAUGCGUUCCUGCUCACCAAGAGGUUUUUGUGGGAGUGGGUCGACCUUGAAAACUGGAUCAAGAUCAGUAUGCCUUCGAGAGAAUACAUCUUCAAUACCACUGGUCUACGGAGUAAAGGACCUCAACAAAGCGAUUUAGACGGAGCUGCGGAGGCUCUGUGGCGUCUGCAGGACACCUAUAAAUUUACACCUGCUGAGUUGGUGGAGGGAGCCAAGACGGAGGAUGCUCUCAAAGCUCAUCAUUGCUUUGAAGUAGGCCGCCUUGCCUAUCAUGUCGCCAACGAUAAAUACCAUGCCAUUCCCUGGAUGGAGGAAGCCCAUAGACUGCUCAACAAUGAGACGAUGGAAGGAGACUUCUUCACGAUGAACGAGACAGAGAUCUUGGACCAUCUCGCUUUCGCAAGCUUCUCUGAGGAGAGGUUAGAUGAUGCUAUUGCAUUCACAAAUAAGCUGAUUGCACUAGUCCCUGACUCUAUACGUUACACUGACAAUAAAGCCUACUACCAGUACCUACUCGACAAGAAAUACAGACCGCGGGGAGAAACGGGAGACCUUAAAAAAUUGUCUUUAGAUGACGUUGAGGAGGAGGAGGAGGAGGAGGAGAUAGCAGAAGAGGAUAUGGAUGAGGACGAUCUAAGGAAAGUUCACCCCGAUAUUCGUCAGUAUAGAGCUCUGUGUAGAGGAGACGAAGGAGUUGUCAAGUCCAUGCCAAAGCCGGCUCUCCGGACAUGUAGCUACCAGCAUUACGACCAGCCCCAGCUGAUACUGCAACCGGCGAAAGAAGAGAUAGCGUUCGUCAAACCGAGAAUCGUCGUCUAUCACGACAUCCUCAGCAACGAGGAGAUCGCGGCCCUCAAGGACAUUGCCAAACCUAGGAACUCGACGUCAGGCCAUCUCGAGCAAACAAAGUUUAGAAUCAGCAAGUGCGGUUGGGUGCAACACGAUGAGGCUGAGGUCAUCAGACGGCUCUAUCGCAGGGUCGGGGCAUACACCGGACUCUCAAUGAACGCUACUGAGUUUCUACAGAUAGCCAAUUAUGGAUUAGGAGGUCAUUAUUUGCCUCAUUUUGACUUUACAAGGGAUGUCGCAACACACAAAAAUGGCAACCGAAUAGCAUCCAUGUUAUUCUAUUUGAGUGAUGUUGCAAAAGGAGGAGAUACUGUGUUUAUAGAUGCUGGAGCAAAGAUAAAACCAGAGAAGGGGUCUGCAAUAUUUUGGUAUAACCUUUUCAAGAACGGCAAGGUGGAUGAGAGAACUAAACAUGCAUCCUGUCCAGUAAUAUCCGGUUCUAAAUGGGUUGCUAAUAUGUGGAUGCACGAGCAUGGUCAGGAGUUCAGACGGCCAUGUUCGACUGGGAAGAGUGAGUGAUAACUUGUGAUAUCUUCGGCUUCCCUUCCAGUCAUCUUGCGAAGCCGUACUUGCCAAAUUUACCAGCCAUUUCUUCUAAUACGCACAAAGACGCAAACCGUCAACUGGAAACUUUCCUGAUAUGAAACUU